ACCAAAAACUUGACGAAACUUGACCCCCCAUCUUGUUGCCUCUUCCUCCCUUAUCUUGGUGCAGGCAGAGCUCGCCAUUUCUACACCUGCUGCUUCACUCUUUCACUACCUUCUGCACAACCCCACAUCCAGAUACAUGGUAGAGAAUGUUUUUCGUAUAGCGGUUUUACAACGGAGGUAUGCAAUCUGUAUGUGAACUCUUGUGGAUGUUAAGACCCGAAGUCUUACUUUCACCACAAUUAGCUAGUAAAAAGAGCAAGAAAAUAUUAUUACGGAGGUCAUUAACAAGACGAUGUAUCCGAAACCCUUCACCGAAUUUUUUCGGGUCGUGGAUGGUGGACACAUGGCUCCCUGGACAAUCGUUGAUUUCCGCUCAACCUAGAGAUGAAGGAAAAACAUUGGAAAAUUCCGGAAGUGACUUUUUGGUCUCGAAACAGUUAUUGGGCGAUCUAGAUUUCGAAGAUGACUUCGGUUCCGAAGAUGUUAACGGACUAUACAGCAGAAGUUACCAGCCCGUAGAGGAACCCUGGCUUCUAGAAUCUUCCGAGCUUUUCAAAUCUAAUACGAAAACCGAUUCUUCAAGUUUAUUAAAUAAGAUAUACUUAAAGCAAAAUAGUUCAGAAAACGAAUACCCUGUUGAAGAGCCCUGGUUAUCUAUCGAGAUUCCGAAGAACAAUGCGGGCCCACAAGUUGCAGAAAUACUCUCGCUUGAUAAACCGAGUCUUAACGAGCUUGACGAAAUUCCGAAAAAUUUGUUUUGUGAUAGUGAGAGUAGGGCAGGCGUAGGUAUGCAGGAAGUAUGCGUGGAUACGGUUAUAUUGAUAAACUCUUCGUUAUGUACCAUGCAAAGGGUUGCGGUAAUGGAAGAUGAAAAACUGGUUGAAAUAUUACUAGAACCGAUAAAAAAUAACGUGCAAUGUGAUAGUGUAUAUAUAGGAGUUGUUACGAAACUAGUUCCCCACAUGGGUGGUGCAUUUGUAAACAUUGGGCACUCUAGGGCUUCUCUUGUGGAAAUACGACAUCAUCUCGAGCCGUUUAUUUUUCCUCCGUUUUCUCAUUAUAAAGAUCAUAGAUCGGUAGACGGGUCUUUGCUUGUUGAGCUUCUAGAACAUCCUACUAGAGUUAAUGCGAAAAAGCACAAGUCGGAAGAUGCGGAAGUCAUUGAUAAUACAAGUGAUCCCGAUCAGAACAAUGAUGAUGAUUUUGGAGAGCAUGAUGUAGAUGAUGAGUUUGAUGUGUCAGAAGAUUUUGAACGAAAUGCGAACGGUGCAGUGGUUGGUGACUCUGUGAUGUAUAUUAAUGGAAAGAGGAAUAUAUUUCAACCGAUCGGAAACUCUCGUAAUUCAAAUAGUCAAACCAUGACUAACAUUACUGUCGGCAUGGGAAAUAUAGAUGGUGCAGACGAUAAACUUCAAGAUCGGGAUGCUAGUUCCGAUGGAAGUACGUGGUCCCAAGUUCAACGAGGCACUAAGAUAAUCGUUCAAGUGGUCAAAGAGGGAUUGGGUACCAAAGGCCCGACAUUGACCGCUUAUCCAAAGUUAAGGAGCCGAUUCUGGGUUCUGAUGACACGUUGCAAUAGAAUUGGAAUUUCCAAGAAAAUAUCCGGGGUGGAGAGAACUCGGUUGCGGGUCAUAGCGAAGACGUUGCAGCCACCUGGGUUCGGUCUAACCGUAAGGACCGUUGCCGCUGGUCAUACUUUGGAAGAGCUGCAAAAGGAUCUUGAUGGCUUGCUUUCAAUGUGGAAAACUAUUACCGAACAAGCAACAUCUGCAGCCCUUGCGGCUGAUGAAGGUGUUGAAGGUGCAAUUCCCGCUAUGUUACAUAGAGCAAUGGGCCAAACGCUCUCUGUUGUCCAAGAUUAUUUUAAUCAUAAGGUUAAGAAAAUGGUAGUUGAUUCUCCAAGGAUAUAUCAUGAGGUUACGAAUUAUCUUCAGGAUAUGGCGCCUGAUCUCUGCAACCGCGUUGAGUUGUACAACAAAAAGAAUCCACUUUUUGAUGAGUAUAACAUUGAAGAAGAACUCAACAACAUGCUAAGUAAAAGGGUUGCACUCUCUAAUGGAGGUUAUCUAGUAAUUGAACAAACAGAGGCUUUGGUCUCCAUUGAUGUGAACGGAGGACAAUGUAUGCUUGGUCAUGGGACUUCACAAGAGAAAGCCAUCCUUGAAGUUAAUCUUGCAGCUGCUAAACAAAUUGCUAGGGAAUUACGAUUGAGAGAUAUUGGUGGGAUUAUUGUGGUCGAUUUCAUUGAUAUGUCGGAUGAUUCAUAUAAGAGAUUGGUCUAUGAAGAGGUUAAAAGUGCAGUUGAGAGGGACCGUUCAUUGGUCAAAGUCUCUGAACUUUCAAGGCAUGGCCUAAUGGAGAUCACCAGAAAAAGGGUACGACCUAGUGUGACAUUUAUGAUCAGUGAACCAUGCUCUUGUUGUCAUGCCACUGGGAGAGUCGAAGCUUUGGAAACCUCAUUUUCAAAAAUCGAGCGUGAGAUUUGUCGAUUGCUUGCACAGAUAGAGAAACCAGAUCCUGCAAAGCCUGAAACAUGGCCAAAAUUCGUCCUGAUGGUUGAUCGAUACAUGGGUAGUUAUCUAACUUCUGGAAAGAGGACACGGUUAGCUAUCCUUAGUAGUUCUCUUAGAGUAUGGAUUUUGCUCAAGGUUGCAAGAAAUUUUACUAGGGGUGCGUUUGAGUUAAAGCCACUAGCAGAGUUUAAGGAUGAUAGAGAUGAAGAUGAAAUUAAAAGGCGGCCGCCGUUGCAGCCAUCGAAGAAGACCGCCAGAGAUACACCUAGACGGAAAGUCACCAUCGUUCCCAUCAAUAAGUGGAAGACGGGUGGUGGUGGUGGUAAAUGAACAGAUGUGAGAUUUGGAAAUCUCAUUUUUAGCUACUUUUCUGCUCAUAUCAAAAGGUCACAAGUGAGAACUGUUUUUUUAGAUUAUUUAGUGACAAAUAACAGAAUUUUAUAGAUGGUUAAUGAUGCCAUGCACUUUAGUUUUUUAUUUUUAUUUUUUGUGAUUCAGAGUCUAAAAUAUUUAUUGGGUUAUAACAAAGAAUGAAGAAUUUUGUAAGCAGCGUAUAUCCAUCA
Molecule: messenger RNA, 3076 nt
Organism: Helianthus annuus (common sunflower)
Lineage: Eukaryota; Viridiplantae; Streptophyta; Magnoliopsida; Asterales; Asteraceae
Product: ribonuclease E/G-like protein, chloroplastic
Exons: 12
Coding region: 180-2843 (887 amino acids)
Biological process (GO): rRNA processing
Cellular component (GO): cytoplasm
Molecular function (GO): RNA binding; RNA nuclease activity
Source: RefSeq, a predicted model, not a curated record